GACAAAUCCUAAUGAGCGACGGACAAAUCGCUCGACCUUUCUAGUUCUCCCCAUUUCCUCUCUUCACCCUUCUGAAGAAAUCGGAGUCACCUCUCUCAGGAACGGGAAGCACCAGAAGAAGAUAACAAUGGCGUCUUCGGCAGCUAAGGUUUCGUGUAGAGCGGUUUCAGUCAUUCUUCUACUUGUUGUUGCCUUCUAUGUGGGUCGUCCUCUGUACUGGAAACUCUCUGCAACAAUUCACGAGAUCCGAGAGAAGAGACAGACCGUGAAAGAAGGGAUAUCGCAAUUCGUUCUAGAGGCCCGGAAAUCUGUUGGCUGGGUUCAUGACGAAUCAGAUUCCGGGUUCAGUGGAGAUCGCGGGAGAAGUAAGGCGAGAGUGGCGAGCACAAGGCGUAUUCUUGGGUUUUCUGACUUCAACCGUAGCCAACGAUGAGGUUUUGUACAAUUUCUGGUUAAUUUUCUGUCUAAUGGUUGCUUGAUUGCAACAAUUGGAGAACCUUUUCGUGAUGUACCAUGUCAACUCGUUCGUUUGAUUCACAGUUUCUUUAUCUAAGUUAAGAAUAUAAGCUGAUCUGGCAUUACCCAGAGCUGGGGAUUAGUAACAUCACAAUGGUUGUAGACUCUUCCAUGUCGUGGGUUAUUUUUCUGAUAAUGAAUACAGAAAGCUGCUAUGGUUUCUAA
Molecule: messenger RNA, 681 nt
Organism: Macadamia integrifolia
Lineage: Eukaryota; Viridiplantae; Streptophyta; Magnoliopsida; Proteales; Proteaceae
Exons: 2
Coding region: 128-433 (101 amino acids)
Source: RefSeq, a predicted model, not a curated record